Messenger RNA from Xenopus laevis (African clawed frog), 1077 nucleotides. It is a transcript of the gene mrpl47.L, whose product is annotated as mitochondrial ribosomal protein L47 L homeolog. Gene Ontology annotation, biological process: mitochondrial translation; translation. Gene Ontology annotation, molecular function: structural constituent of ribosome. The record is from RefSeq and is a predicted model, not a curated record. NCBI's taxonomy places the organism in Eukaryota, Metazoa, Chordata, Amphibia, Anura, Pipidae. Gene Ontology annotation, cellular component: mitochondrial ribosome; mitochondrion; mitochondrial large ribosomal subunit. The transcript is spliced from 7 exons. The coding region runs from base 281 to 1036 and encodes 251 amino acids.
AAUGCUGAACUACAAGUGCCUCAUUGUUUUUUGGGUAUAAACGCGGCUGCGGGAGUCAAUGAGUUAUAGCUGAAUGCAACAAUUUUUUUUAUGGUAGCCUGUGCACUUAUCCCUGUCGCAGAUACUGAACACGUUACACGUAUGAGACAUUUGAUAAACUAUUCAGCCACUGCGGAGAUAUUACUUAAUUUCCCCUCACUCAUGUUUUAGAGCGGCUCAAAAACUUCCGGCUUGCGUCAGACAGUGGAGCAUUGUGGGUAGGCAUUAUUCCAUUUCCAAUAUGGCUGCGUCCACAGUAGGUCGGGUGCUGUCUGGGUGCAAGCACCUUUGGGCAGGGCAAGGGGUGCAGUGGUUAAGGCGACCAGCGGGCAGGACUCUGUGUGGAUACAGCAGUUUAAUUUUCAGUGGCUUGGGAAGAGACCCAUCAGAAAGGCAGUUGCUUCAGCAGUGCACAUCUUUUCACUCAUCUUCAGUACGUAAUGGACUUGAUGAAUUCUUUGAUGAUCCCAAGAACUGGGGAGAAAAAUCUGUAAAAUCUGGUGAUGCUUGGACCGCCAAACAGCUAAGAGGAAAAAGCAAUGAAGAUUUGCACAAACUUUGGUAUGUAUUGCUCAAAGAGAAAAACAUGCUUUUAACUUUGGAACAGGAAUCUAAACGGCAAAGAUUACCAAUGCCAAGUCCAGAGCGUCUUUCCAAGGUGGGAAAAGCAAUGCGGAGAUUAGAUACUGUCAUUACUGAAAGAGAAGAUUCCCUCAGGUUGUUACAGACUGGUCAGGAAAAGCCAAUACCUGGAGACUGGAGAAAAGACUGCUUUGGUGAAACAACAUGGUACAACUACAAAGAGUGGCCGAUGCCUUGGUUCAUGAACAGAGGUUACAAGAAAAAGAAUUUCUUUUCACUACCCUACGUUAAUCAUUUCAUUAGGUUGAAGUUAGAAAAGAAAUUGCGCAGUGCAGCAAGAAGAAAUAAAGCUGAAAAGCAGAAGCAGCUGGACUUGGAAGGAAGGUUCCCUCGUCUAGCUAAUACAUCAAAGUAAUUAUGCAACAUAUAUACCCAAAAUAAAACUUUGUAUUCAAA